Messenger RNA from Theobroma cacao (cacao), 872 nucleotides. Its product is annotated as protein SEED AND ROOT HAIR PROTECTIVE PROTEIN-like. Gene Ontology annotation, cellular component: cell periphery. Gene Ontology annotation, biological process: response to ethylene. The record is from RefSeq and is a predicted model, not a curated record. NCBI's taxonomy places the organism in Eukaryota, Viridiplantae, Streptophyta, Magnoliopsida, Malvales, Malvaceae.
UUAGUCGGUUAUCAAUGAGAUUGUUGGGCAAUCAUAUGUGUAUAUAUAUGUAGAUGGGCAUGGCAAUGCCUUUCUUAUCACUUGAGCUUUUUCAUAGUCAUUCUUAAGGCUUAUAUUAGCGUUUUAAUCACAUGUCAAUGGCUCUCACCACUUUCUCCUUCACCAUCUCUUUCAUUCUGUUCUCGUUUAUGCUUGUUAUUGCUUCUGCUAGUGAUUAUAGCUAUGGUACAAAGCCAGAACUACUUUACAAACCAAAGUCAGAUGUGAAAGAAAAGCCUCUCCCCAUUGGCAUUGAAGGGCUUAUUCUAUGCAAAUCAGGCCCCAAAAGAUUAAUCCCGAUUAAAGGAGCUGUUGCUAGAAUAACAUGUCUAGCUGUCGAUGAGCAUGGUUAUGAGACAGCACCUUUCUCCAUCUUGAGCAAAGCAACAGAUUCAAAGGGUUAUUACUUUGCAACUUUAUUCCCUCAUGAACUCAGUAACAAGCUGAAGCUCACAGAAUGCAAGGCAUUCCUGGAAAAAUCUCCAUUAGAAAAUUGUAAAGUUGCAACCGAUGUUAACAAAGGAAUAAGUGGUGCUCCCCUUUCUUAUUGCCGCCUGCUCAACAACAAUAAGAUGAAGUUGUAUUCAGUGCCACCUUUCAUCUACACUUCACAACCCAAACCAAUCUCUCCCGGUUAUUAACGUUUCAUUCUUGAUUGUUACUUCUUCCAAAGACUUUUCGUUUUGUUUUGCUUAUCGACAUUCUUAGUUCUGUUACACAUUUUGCUUUGUGUGGAUGAGGAAAUGAGUUGUGUAAUUGUUCUCAUCAUACAGUCGAUGUUACUGUAAGGUUGUGUAAUUGUAAUGUCAGUGUCGGCCAUUUGCAUGGUUUAA